This is a messenger RNA of Plasmopara halstedii, 921 nucleotides long. RefSeq names its product homogentisate-dioxygenase. The transcript has 5 exons. Gene Ontology annotation, biological process: L-phenylalanine catabolic process. Gene Ontology annotation, cellular component: cytoplasm. The record is from RefSeq and is a predicted model, not a curated record. Lineage: Eukaryota; Oomycota; Peronosporomycetes; Peronosporales; Peronosporaceae. Gene Ontology annotation, molecular function: homogentisate 1,2-dioxygenase activity. Bases 1 to 921 code for a protein of 306 amino acids.
AUGAAGGCAGAAAUGGCAGUUCACAUGUACGCCGCAAACACGUCGAUAAAGGACAAGUGUAUCUAUAAUUCGGAUGGCGAUUUGCUCAUUGUUCCCCAAUGUGGGACCCUUAAGAUAACUACGGAGUUUGGUCGAAUCAAAGUGUCACCGCACAAAAUCUGCGUCAUCCAGCGUGGUAUUCGCUUCUCUGUUGAUCUGGACGGGCCAUCUCGCGGAUAUAUGCUAGAGGUCUUCAAGCGUCACUUUGUGCUGCCUGAUCUUGGUCUGUUGGAGCUAAUGGUCUCGCGAAUCCGCGGGACUUUGAGCACCCAAGUGCUGCUUACGAGGAUUGCGAGUGUGAGUACUUGGUUGUUAACAAGUUUGGCGGCCAGUUGUUUCAACUCGCAUGACUUUUCUCCGUUAAAUGUUGUCGCAUGGCAUGAAAACUAUGUCCCGUACAAGUACAAUCUGGACAAGCUUUGUACAAUAGAUACCGUGUCUUUCGACCAUCCGGUAAACCUCACAGGCUCAGAGAUGAUCGCUGAAACUAAAGUAUCUAGUAUUUUCGCGCUGCAGGACCCUUCGAUUUAUUGCGUUCUCACAUGUCAGACAGAGGAAUCUGGCAAUGCUGUAGCAGAAUUUGUCAUUUUCCCGCCAAGAUGGAUGGCUCAGGAGCACACAUUUCGUCCGCCAUACUUUCACCGCAAUUGUAUGAGCGAGUUCAUGGGUAUGAUUUACGGCAUUUAUGAUGCCAAAAGUGGAGGUGAGGACGGAUUUGCGCCAGGUGGUGCAUCACUACACAGCGUUGAUACGCCGCAUGGGCCUGAUGCAGCAACCUUUCUUGCUGCAUCAAAUGCGCAACUACAACCAAAAAAGUUCGAUGGUGGACUCACAUUUAUGUAUGAGUCGACUUAUCUAAUUAAGCUUACAAAUUAUGCUUGA